AUGUCACAUGCAGAAAAACUCAUUAGAUCAACAUUACCUAUAUCACAGAUUAUUGUAAAACUGAACGGCGAGCAUCCUUCAUUGAUGCUCGGUGAUUAUAAUCCAUACAACACAUCCGAAGAACAAUUAUUCAAAGUUUUCUAUCACGGCAAGACAGAUGAUACUUGGAUAACUUAUGAACCACGACAACCAAUCAAAAUAAAAGACAGAGGUUGUAUUGAUGUGUUGUGUGAUGAUUUGGAAACGUUGCUGAACAGUGAAUCUGAACAAUUAGACAAGUUCUCUGUCAAGUUUUGCAUUUGUGAAGAUGAAGAGGAAGAAGAAGGCCUGAUGCGGCUGCAAAAAGUUUACGAUCGGAUAGGAUCUAUGUUCAAAAAAAUUAACUCAAAACUUGUCAGCUUGGCUGUCGAUAAUAUAAAUCAAGUUCGUGAGCUUCAUGUGUGCUUUAACUCUCGAGCACUCAAUAUUGAAUUUGAGUUUAUUUAUGAUAGAUAUGAAACCCCCGCCAUUACAUUCCGGGAUAUAUUGGAGUUUGAGCAAAUGAAGCUUAUCAAGUCAUUAUGUGUAAGGUUUAAAGUUGAUAAUAUAUCAAUAGACGAUCUACGUGCAAUAAAAAAGACGGCAAUCAGCUUUGAAAAUGAGUGCGUUGUGGUUUUAUACAAUUCACAAGGUUUUAAUAUUGAUGAAGAAGGAUUAAAUGAAUUAUUUGGUCCUCCACUCGACAAAUUUAAUGAUUUAACUUGCCGCAGCCUUUUUGAUGGCGUAGAAUGUGAUAUCUAUGACACAGAAAUCGUGAUUCAGCAAAUGAAAUGCUUUAGAUUAAGCAACGAGUAUAACAACGACGAUAAAAUCGGAAGUGGCUUACAAGUGUUGAUGACCGAUUUAAUCUUAAGAAAUAUAUUGCAACAUGUUGGACUAACCACUAUAUUAGCUUUGCGCCGAGUCUCGUGGGGUGUUCUUAAUUGUAUAGACCGAAUAAAACCAGAUCUGAAAAUAGAAGUUCUUGUAAUUCAAAUGAGAUCUAUCGAUUUUCUCAUAAUUGAAGUGUUGGAUGAGUCGAAGCACAACAAGCAUAGUUACCAAACUGCACACAAUGAAUGGUACAAUAUGCUUUGUGAGAAUGGCGAUCUUCUGAGUUUGAGAGACAAUUUGCAUCCCAUAUACGAAUUUUAUUACUUUGCCAAUGCGACUAGGUUUGAUGCCGAUGCAGAACCCAAUGCAAGCCCUGUACUAACCAAAAGAUGGACAAGAAAAGAACUCUGUGAAUGGUUUGAAAGGAGAGCCAACUUUUCAAAUGACCUACGGCGCAAUUUAGUUAAUCAAAGGUCUCCUAUUGAAAAUCUGAAGUUAACACUUCCCUUGUUUGGUGACACAUGGCAUUAUUUUGAAUUUGAUCCGAUGAUUCCAACUUACACCGAGUUUCUUGAAUUGGAAGAGAAAAUUCGUCACUGUGAGCUAUGCCAAGAGACCGAGAACAAGCAUCGAAACGAGUUUCGCAAACUUCUGCAAAAAUAUAGAUGGAAUUUUGAGUGUGAAUCUGAUCUUAUCAAGCAGGAGAGUUACGUACAGAGAGUUGAUGUUUUCAUCAAAUAUUUUGGGGAUAAUCUCAAAUCUAUCGGCCAUAAAAUUCAAGUCAAAGAACUGAACAUGCAAGCAUGCAAUCAAAAUACAGUUAUGCAUGUAUUGCCGUAUUUGGAUACACGUGUUUUGAGAAGUAUAUCGAUUCAAAUACCAGUCCAAAAAGAGACUAAAGUCCCGUGUGACUGGAUUGAACCAUUAGAAAUCAAUGAAAUCUGUGAGUUGGAGCAAUGGAAGAAUGCGAGGAUGCUAGAAAUAGAACACGUUAUAAACACCACUGGCAUGAAACAUUUGGGUCACUUCUCCGAAGCUGAUGUGAAGCUGACCAGAAUGACAACCGAAGGCAUUUUGUGUCUGAAAGCUGAAUUCCUUCUCUCGAACAACUUUGAGAAGUUCAAGGCGUCCUUCGAAACAAGCGAUAUAGACGAAAGCAUCUAUGAAACAGAAUAUCUGGGAUUACCAUUCCGGAGACCAAUUAAUCCGAGAACAAAUCAGCCGAGCAUUUGGUAUUUCAAAUAUCCUGGAACCGACGAUUAUCUUCACAUUUUGUACUAUGAAAUGCGGAAAAGGAUAGUUUUUACACGAGUGAAAGCAUCUUCUGUUCCCAUGAACUUGGUGGCGUAGUACAUUUUUGCCUGUGUUUGGUACUUGUGUAUUACAUGCCCUCAUCUUAAAUAAUUUUUUUGCAUUUUUAACGUGAGAAGCGUGUUAUUCUUUAUCAAAUUAUGCUCACAAUCAGUAUAAUAACAAGUUAAGCUU
This is a messenger RNA of Caenorhabditis elegans, 2337 nucleotides long. It is a transcript of the gene F40D4.12, whose product is annotated as DUF38 domain-containing protein. The record is from RefSeq and is marked reviewed. NCBI's taxonomy places the organism in Eukaryota, Metazoa, Nematoda, Chromadorea, Rhabditida, Rhabditidae. The transcript has 6 exons. Bases 1 to 2202 code for a protein of 733 amino acids.